AUGAUCUCUGAGGGAUUUGUCGCGAACGGCGCUACGGUCUAUAUCUCGUCGCGGGAUGCCAAGGCCUGUGAAGCCGCGGUGAAUGAGCUCAACGCUCUUGGAAAGGGCAAGGCCCACUCCAUUCCCGCCAACUUCUACAAAGAGGAAGAUGUCAAGAAACUGGCCGAGGAGCUUGGCAAGCGCGAAAGCAGUAAGUCGAGACUCUCCGCUCGAGGGUGGUAG
Molecule: messenger RNA, 222 nt
Organism: Aspergillus melleus
Lineage: Eukaryota; Fungi; Ascomycota; Eurotiomycetes; Eurotiales; Aspergillaceae
Exons: 1
Coding region: 1-222 (73 amino acids)
Source: RefSeq, a predicted model, not a curated record